Messenger RNA from Struthio camelus australis, 2010 nucleotides. It is a transcript of the gene HDHD2, whose product is annotated as haloacid dehalogenase like hydrolase domain containing 2. Gene Ontology annotation, molecular function: phosphatase activity. The record is from RefSeq and is a predicted model, not a curated record. NCBI's taxonomy places the organism in Eukaryota, Metazoa, Chordata, Aves, Struthioniformes, Struthionidae. Gene Ontology annotation, biological process: dephosphorylation.
GUGGCGUCGUGUUUGUUUUUACUUGAACGGCACCACUUGCGUCGAGGCGGCUUGCUGAAACGUGCUUGCCGAGGCCUUGAACCGGCAACGCCGGACGAUGGCAGCUCGGCGUGCACUGAAAGCUGUCUUGGUGGACCUCAGCGGCACGCUUCAUGUUGAAGACUCAGCUGUGCCAGGCGCGCAGGAAGCUCUUAAAAGGCUGCGUGGUGCUCCAGUUACCAUUCGAUUUGUGACCAACACAACAAAAGAGUGCAAGAGAGACCUGCUGGAGAGGCUGACGAAACUGGGAUUUGACAUUGCGGAAAAUGAGAUCUUCACCUCUCUGACAGCAGCCAGAAAUCUCCUGGAGCAAAAGCAGGUGCGGCCUCUUCUGCUGGUGGACGAUAAGGCGCUGCCUGAUUUCACAGGGAUAGCCACCGAUGACCCCAAUGCAGUGGUAGUAGGACUGGCUCCUGAGCGCUUUAACUAUGAGAUGAUGAAUAGGGCGUUUCGGUUGAUAUUGGAUGGUGCUCCUCUUAUAGCUAUACAUAAAGCCAGGUAUUUCAAGAAAAAGAAUGGCUUGGCUCUGGGACCUGGGCCUUUUGUAACUGGACUGGAAUACGCAACAGACACCAAAGCUACAGUGGUGGGGAAACCAGAGAAAACUUUCUUCCUGGAAGCUUUACGAGGGACUGACUGUGCCCCAGAGGAGGCCCUCAUGAUUGGUGAUGACUGCAGGGAUGAUGUUGGAGGAGCCCAGAACGCUGGCAUGCGUGGGAUUUUAGUGAGGACCGGUAAAUAUCGACCAGCAGAUGAAGACAAAAUCAAUCCGGCUCCUUACUUAACCUGUGAGAAUUUCCCAGAGGCCGUGGAACAUAUCCUAGAGCAUCUGCUGUGAGACAGGGAGUAGUCAGUUAGAAGAAACUUCUGUUUCACAUAAUUUCCGUUAUUCUUGCUUCAAAAAUAAAGGCCAUAGGAUCAAUGCAUGCAGCUGAAAGCUUAGCCGUGCGGAAAGCGGACUGGUGUGUGGCCCCAGGACAGUCGCAGCAAAGCCACUUUCCUGCAGUGAUCGCAUGAGGAUGUGAUUAGAGACCUCAGGUACUCAGCAGGUUAGACAGCACCGGGAAGGCUCUAACCAAUACAGCCUAUGUUCAUGAAUGAUUAGGGAACGUGGCACAGACUUAUGGUUGUUUUCAGCUUUCAAGAAAUAACUGAUCACAAGCCCUGUCUAAAAAGCUUCAGGUUCCUGUGCCAAACUAACUAAGCUGUAAAACCCACUGGAAAUACACAAGUAACAAAGCACAAAGACUAACGGAGCCCUAGUCAGCCUGUAGUGAUAACAGCUAUGCCCAGUCUGUGCAUUUGUUUUCACUGAGUAUGUCUCAGCUCUGCUGUAAUUUAAAGGUAGAGAUUAUGCCAGUCUGGGAGUGACUUUUAAAUUAAAAUAUCACCAUUACUAGUAAUAACUACUGUUGAUGUUUUUCUUCUCAUUAAAAGAGACACUGGUUUUUGUUUUUCAAAUUUUGUGUGGAAUUAAAACUUAAAUAAUUUUCAGAUGGUUCAACUAGAUGCUGUUAUUAAAACAAAUAAACGGUACACAAACAAAAAUCUGGUAUUAAAUGGCUUAGAGACUGUGAACGUUUGAAGUUAGACUUCAGCAGGGUCCUAUUAAUACUACAGUUGCAAAAUUUCACUAUUGUUGGGGGUUUUUUUUGUUUUCUUUCUAAUGUUAUGGGAAAAAUUCUUUAUAAGCCAUGGGGACAGAUUUGCAUUUUUACACAGUUGGUUAGUAGCACUAUAAAAUGAAAUUUAAUUCUGUAGUAUGCAUUGCUUUUCCUACAUGUGUUAAAUAACACCGAUAUCAACCAACUUUGUAAUGAUAGUAAAUAGCUUUUCUGGUCCAUUUGCAAACUGUAAUAAUCAAAGUUCUUUACAUUUGUUUUACAGUGCUCCUGAGUGUUAAAUUAUUAGACUGUAAUUAUACACUGCUGCAGUAUUAACCUUAUUGAAAAUAUAGUUUUGUGUUAAUGA